Molecule: messenger RNA, 1590 nt
Organism: Brettanomyces nanus
Lineage: Eukaryota; Fungi; Ascomycota; Pichiomycetes; Pichiales; Pichiaceae
Exons: 2
Coding region: 1-1590 (529 amino acids)
Biological process (GO): Golgi to endosome transport; endocytosis
Cellular component (GO): plasma membrane; TRAPP complex; clathrin vesicle coat
Molecular function (GO): phospholipid binding; clathrin binding
Source: RefSeq, a predicted model, not a curated record
AUGGACUCGUUGAAUAAAACGCUAAACAACCUCUCAUUGUACGAGGUGAAGCAUUACGUAAGAAAGGCGCAAAAUGCGGUUCUCAAUCUGAGUGAGGUCGAGUCGAAAGUGCGUGAAGCCACCAAUAACGAGCCAUGGGGAGCGUCGUCAUCUCUUAUGUCCGAGAUUGCUAGAGGAACAUUCAAUUAUAAGGACCGGGAGGAAAUCAGUAACUUGAUUUUCCGUCGUUUUACCGAGAAAUCGUCGCAUGAGUGGCGUCAGAUCUACAAGGCUCUUCAGUUGAUGGAGUACUUGGUGAAGCAUGGAUCCGAGAGGUUUGUGGACGACGCUCGGGCAAAUGUCAGUCUCGUUUCUAUGUUAAAGUCUUUCCACUAUAUUGAUUCUAAGGGUGUUGAUCAGGGUAUCAAUGUUCGUAACCGGGCACGUGAAUUGGCCAGUCUACUCAACGACGAGGCUCAGAUUCGUCAGGAGAGACGUAAGGCUAAAGAGAACGCCAAGAAGUUUGGGGCCAUUUCUUCUGGUGGAGGACGACGUGGUGGAAGUAGCAGACAUGGGAAUGACAUUGGAGGCUCUGUAGGCGCCAGUAGAGUGGCUUUGAGUGUUGGUGAGGACGGAUUUGAGCGUAGAAUCUUCGGAGAUGGUGGUGUUUAUGGCCAAAGAUAUGGAGAUACUGCUGCCAAUCACAAGGGGAAGAUCACCAAGUAUGAGGAGUAUGAUUUGGAGAGCGAGAGACCUACAAGAAAAGGUAGUAAGCCUACUGUGUCGGCACCUGUUGAUUUAGUGUCUUUUGACGGUAGUAGAACAGCAUACGCCGAUGAAGACGACAACCACCACGACGAAAACCACCACGACGAAAACCACGACGACGACGACGAGUUUGACGAUUUUCAGUCCGCUACGCCGGCACCAGCUGCCCAAACUACCAGCUUGGCUGACCUUUUCAAUGCUCCCUACCAACAAUCUUCUACUCAAUCACAAGCAAUAUUCACCCAACCUCAUGCUACCAAGAAGAACGACGAUGUAUUUGGGUCCUUGCUUGCGUCUGCCAAGGCUGGAAAGGCUGCAAAGACCACGCCAGCUAUGCCAACCAAUACUGGGUCUGUGAGCCGUCGUAGUACCGAAAGUUUCACUGCACUACGAACCAUGACGUUAAACAAGUCGGCAAAUAUUUCUACCAGCGCUCUUCCCGGUUCAAUUAAUUGCAGAAACGAUGAUAACAUGUCAAAGCUUCUCUUUGGAAUCUAUUUUUCACUUCGUAAGAUCUCCAACUAUUUAACAGAAGAUAGUGGGACUACAUUUAAGUCCAGUACGCUCAACAACCACAAUAAGGUGACUAAUUUCACUACAUUAAAUUAUAAAUGUCACAUUUUCGAGACACUGACCGGUUUGAAAUUUCUAGUGGUGACCGAUAUGAGAUGUCGAGAUCUCAACAUUGAGUUGGCCAGUUUGUUCAAUACAAUCUAUCUGCAGAAAGUGAUAGAGAACCAGGCAUGUGCCGUGGACUUCCGGCCAGGUGAGUAUAUUGAUAACGAGCCGUUUAUAGAGGGAGUGGAUAAGUAUUGGAGUAGUUUGAUAGAGUUUAGUAAGUAA